Molecule: messenger RNA, 1984 nt
Organism: Telopea speciosissima
Lineage: Eukaryota; Viridiplantae; Streptophyta; Magnoliopsida; Proteales; Proteaceae
Product: glucose-1-phosphate adenylyltransferase large subunit, chloroplastic/amyloplastic-like
Exons: 15
Coding region: 1-1749 (582 amino acids)
Biological process (GO): glycogen biosynthetic process
Molecular function (GO): glucose-1-phosphate adenylyltransferase activity
Source: RefSeq, a predicted model, not a curated record
AUGACAAGCUCCUUUCUGAAGCACCUAAAUACAAGCUCAUCACUCCUUCCAUUCUGUCCAUUAGGCUUUUUUAACCUUUGGCUUCUUUUUCUUAGUACUUUGAUUCCCUCCUCCGGGCUUCUUGUUUCCAAGGAUCGUACUAACAGUGAAGCUACUGCGAUAAUGGAUUCUUGCUCUGUGACCUUGAAGGCCAAUGCUCCUGUGGUGCGAGUUGGCAAAGGAGGUUUCAAUGAUGGACGUCAUGGAUUCUGGGGAGAAAGGAUUAGAGGGAGUCUUAAGAACGGAUUUUGGGAUAUCAAGUCGACGAAGAGUUUGAGGACUGAAAAUGCGGGUAGAAAGAUCAAAUCUGGUGUUGUUUACUCUCUUCUUACAGCUGAUGUCAACAAAGAGGCUCUGACCUUUCAAGCACCGGUAUUUGUGAACUCGAAAGGAGACCCCAAGAACGUAGCUUCUAUUAUAUUGGGUGGAGGGGCCGGGACUCGUCUUUUUCCUCUUACCAGCAGAAGAGCCAAGCCAGCUGUUCCAAUUGGGGGUUGCUACAGGCUUAUUGAUAUUCCUAUGAGCAAUUGCAUAAACAGUGGCAUCAACAAGAUUUUCAUCCUGACCCAAUUCAACUCUGCCUCCCUCAAUCGUCACAUUGCUCGCACAUAUAAUUUCGGGAAUGGUGUGAACUUUGGGGAUGGUUUUGUAGAGGUUCUGGCCGCCACUCAAACGCCGGGAGAAACAGGAAUGAAGUGGUUUCAAGGAACAGCUGAUGCCGUUAGGCAAUUUAUGUGGGUGUUUGAGGAUGCCAAGAACAAGAAUGUUGAGCAUAUUCUGAUAUUGUCUGGUGAUCAUCUUUAUAGGAUGGACUACAUGGACUUUGUGCAGAAGCAUAUUGACACAAAUGCUGAUAUUACAGUUUCUUGUGUACCCAUGGAUGACAGCCGUGCAUCAGAUUAUGGAUUGAUGAAGAUCAAUAACACUGGACGCAUCAUCCAAUUUGCUGAGAAACCCAAGGGUUCCGACCUAAAAGCAAUGCAAGUCGACACCACUAUUCUUGGGUUGUCUCAGCAAGAAGCCAUGAAAUCUCCGUACAUUGCAUCAAUGGGAGUAUAUGUAUUUAGAACAGAGGUUCUAUUGAAGCUUUUGGCAUUGAAAUAUCCCACAUGCAAUGACUUUGGAUCUGAAAUCAUUCCAUCUGCUGUGAAGGAGCACAAUGUCCAAGCAUAUUUAUUCAAUGACUAUUGGGAGGACAUUGGAACAAUCAAAUCAUUCUUUGAUGCUAACUUAGCCCUCACAGAGCAGCCUCCCAAGUUUGAGUUCUAUGAUCCAAAGACACCUUUCUUCACAUCUCCUCGAUUCUUGCCACCUUCCAAAGUUGACAAAUGCCGGAUUUUGAAUGCAAUUAUUUCUCACGGGUGCUUCUUGAGGGAUUGUAGUGUUCAAAACUCUAUAGUGGGUGUCCGCUCACGUUUAGAGUAUGGUGUUGAGCUUCAGGAUACUAUGAUGAUGGGUGCAGACUAUUACCAAACUGAAUCUGAAAUUGCAUCUCUGCUGGCAGAGGGAAAAGUUCCAAUCGGCGUUGGACAGAAUACCAAGAUUAGGAAUUGCAUAAUCGAUAAGAAUGCCAAGAUAGGAAGAGAUGUGGUCAUUGCAAACCAAGAUGAUGUUCAAGAAGCAGAUAAGCCAAAUGAAGGAUUCUACAUAAGGUCUGGAAUCACUGUUAUAUUGAAGAAUUCAACCAUUAAAGAUGGCACAAUCAUUUAAAGUCUUCAACAUCCCCAUGGAUUUUCUCAUUGAAGAUGAGUUUGGAGUGUACGGAUAGAGCUGUUGGAGGAAGCUUGGAGGUUUCAGCUUUAUGUCACUUGAAAUAAGAUGGACUCUGUGCCAUUCUCUUGUGUAUAUAAAGAGAUCCCUUUUUGCUAGAAGAGCUUUCGAUGAUUGUACUAGACUGGUUAUGUUACUGAAUAAGAAUGAGGACUGCAGCAUGCUUGCUUUCUUU